Molecule: messenger RNA, 4174 nt
Organism: Fukomys damarensis (Damara mole-rat)
Lineage: Eukaryota; Metazoa; Chordata; Mammalia; Rodentia; Bathyergidae
Gene: Rab36
Product: RAB36, member RAS oncogene family
Exons: 11
Coding region: 5-1084 (359 amino acids)
Molecular function (GO): GTP binding; GTPase activity
Source: RefSeq, a predicted model, not a curated record
UGCCAUGGCGAUCUCCGCUCUCCGGCAACGGCCGGAAGUCUCUCCUCCAGCGACCUGGCCCAGACCCCUGGGAAGCGCCAGUUGCUAUGGUGAUCGUCUGUGCAGACAGCUUGUCGGACUCUCUCCAAAGUCAGUCCGCCCACAUCCCGCCCCCAGCGUCCGGGAUUCGUCGAACGCCCGCGGGUCCCGCGUGGCCCGCGUUGCCUUGGUGAUUCCUCGCCGCCCUGCAGUACUAGGCCGCGCUGAGCCCCGAGUCUUCGCAGGCGUGGACUCUGGAAGAAUGCGAUCCUCCCUGACACCUUUGGGGCCUCCUGUGAGCCGAGACCGCAUCAUUGACAGCCUUCCUAAGUGGUACACACCUGAUGCCUGUCUGCAACUCAAGGAGCAUUUCCACAGGCAGGUCAGCGCGGCUUGCCAACGCAGGAACACUGGGACUGUUGGGCUCAGACUCUCCAAGGUGGUGGUUGUUGGUGAUCUCUAUGUAGGAAAGACCAGCCUCAUCCACAGGUUCUGCAAGAAUGUUUUUGAUCGGGACUACAAGGCCACUAUUGGGGUGGACUUUGAAAUCGAGCGCUUUGAGAUUGCUGGGAUUCCCUACAGCCUCCAAAUCUGGGACACGGCCGGACAGGAGAAGUUCAAGUGUAUCGCGUCUGCCUAUUACCGGGGUGCCCAGGUGAUCAUCACAGCCUUUGACCUCACUGAUGUGCAGACUCUGGAGCACACCAGGCAGUGGCUGGAGGAUGCCCUAAGGGAAAACGAGGUGGGAUCCUGCUUUAUCUUCCUCGUGGGAACCAAAAAGGACCUUCUGUCAGGAGCAGCGUGUGAGCAGGCUGAAGCAGAGGCUGUGCACCUGGCCAAUGAGAUGCAGGCUGAGUACUGGUCGGUGUCGGCCAAGACAGGGGAGAAUGUGAAGGCAUUCUUCAGCCGUGUCGCUGCCCUGGCCUUUGAGCAGUCAGUACUGCAGGACCUGGAGAAGAGGAACAGCACCUGGCCCCAGGUCGGCGAUGGAGACCUCAUCCGAAUGGAGGAAAAUUCACCUGAGACCCAGGAAAGCAAGAGGCCCUUUAGCCUAGGCUGCUGUUAGCUGGGCUGGCACCAGAGGUCCCCCACUUCCUGCACAUGCAUGGGCAUAGGGCUAUGACUAUGGAGGGGUAACAUGGAGCCUGUCUCCCUCAAGGUGGGGAGGGCCUGUGUACCCAGGUCUUGGCUACUUAGGUUUCACAGGGAGAUUAUGGACACUAGUGCACCCAGGAUUGCCUGCUCAGGGGCCCAUACAGCCUGCUAGUGAGGAUACUGCAGUGAUCUUCUGAAAGGCCAGUCCCACGUGCAGUCAUUAUCCAACCACCUACGGCCUUGAAAGGCUUCUGGCCUGCAAACUCAGCAGUGGCCCACAUCCUUUGCCAAGGUACUGUUUCCCAGCAAUCCUGGAUGUGGCUUCAGAAUCCUUCUCAUUACCAUGUUCCAGGCAACCAGGAUUUGUCAGAACUGACCUGUGAAGGAAAGCCCGAGCUGUCCCACCUGGAAAUGUUCUGUUAUCAACAGGACAUAUAGUUGUGAGCGGUAGACCUUGAGGCUUGGUGUCCUUCAGGUUCCCUGGGCAGCCCUGUGUCUCUCAGGGACAAUGGGCAAGAAGGUUUCUUGGUCCCCUCCUGACCAGGGGACCCUCUCUAGAAUCUCUGAGCUCCCUAUAGCCUUGGUUGGAGGGUUAUGAAGGGCUGAACAAGUCAGUCGUGCCUCUGACCCGUCUGGAGGAUAAAUUUUCCUGGCCACGCCGAGAUGAAGAUCACACGGCCACACUUGGGUGAAUCACUGUACACCCCCUUCCCUCGGCACUGCCCUACUGUGACCCCCGCCAGUGUGUACUGUUGCCUCUCCAGGCUUCUCUCCCACUGGCUCGCAUAUCUCUUAGGACUUGUGUAGUGAUGUCCACACACCACUGGAGGACUGGGGACCCUUCAGAGUCUGGCAUGUUCCCGACUGCACCAUUCCUCUUACACAGCCAGUGCAGGCAGGGGUAUCCUCCCCACCCAGCUCUCUGCCCAGAGGCUCUGCCCUCCUCUCUGCCCUCUGCCGCUUGUGUUGCUCCUCUGGGAGGGCUCCCCUGACCCCUCGUCACUGCCCCCUGCCGCUGUGGCCAUGAGUCUGUGCCCACUCACACCCACCCUCUUGCCAUGGGUAGGUGGGUACAUCCAGCGUCCCUGUUUUCUUGGAGAUGGUGAGCAUUUUGGGGCAGCCUAUGCCAGUCAGCACCCUUCUCCUAAUGCCUGGCAUGCCAGUUGUGCCCCAUGAACGUUCACUGAAUCAUAGCAGUUGCCAAGUAUCAGACAAGAACACUGGCAUGUUCUGUUCAUUAUUUCUUUGCUAUAUUUUUAGCUCAUAUAUAUCACUUCUUUGUAUAAAUUGCAUAAUUUUAAAGUAAUCGUGUGCUCAGUGUAAAAACGAGUACAAAGCAUAUAAAAUACAGAUUAGAAGUACCACCUCUGGUUGGUCCCAUGCGACACCUAAGCCUGGUUAAUAAUUGGUACAGUUCUUUCUGGGAUGUGUUUACCUGUGUGCAGAGCACUACAUUUGUUACCUUAUUUCCCCAGAGUGACCUUGUGCUGUGCAUGCUGCCUGACAGACUGCCUUCCCCAUGGACCACCUGGGCUUACACACAGCCGGCUCAUUCCUUCACCAGCCACUCCGCUCUCCUUGACCUAACCGGCCCCAUACACAGGUCAUUUAGUUUGUGUUCAACAAUUAGCUUUUACUGACAGUGCUGCCCUGGCCGUCUUUGUAGUGGUGGUGUACAUUCAGGAUUCCCACAGGAGGUCCUCCUGGCCUGGUCCAUUGUGGGGGAGGGAGCAUAGUGGGGUUGCGUUGGGGAGGACCAAGUUUUCGGGGUACAAACAGAAUGGAAAUGACCAGCCAACAUGGGCUGGCUCCCUCCCCUCCCCCCUCACUCCCCAGGAUAGCGGUGGGAGAAGGGAAUGUGCUGUCCUGCUGUUACCAGCUUCUAGGCUGGACGCCCGGUGUGUCCUGUGCACCUAAACUAAUUAAGUGGUAGUUUAUUAAAUUCUCCUGUUGCUCACUGUGGUGUGCCAGCCAGUUCCUGCAGCCCGUUUGACAGUAAUGAUCUCUCCAAUUUCAAUAUUCAACUCAGAAGGACGGGAGACUAUGGGCAUCAGGGAAAAGUAAGGGACUCGAUUCCCAGGCAGUUAGCACAGUGUUGCCUUGGUGUAUUUGUGCUGCCUCAACUGAGAACCACACACCAGAUGAACUAUAACAAGUUUCUUUAGCUCAUGGUUCUGGCGGCUGAGAAGUCAAAGAAGAUGGUAUCAUCUGGCAAGGGUCUUCAUGCCACAUCAUAUAGCAGAUGCACCAGAGUGAGGUCAAGAGGGAACUUGAACUCAAAUCUUUGUAACAGACCAGUCUUGUGAUAAAUUACAUUAAUGCAUUCGUGAGUUCGAAACAACUCUUAGUAGGCUACACUUUCCAACAUUUGCAUUGGGGGUUACGUUUCAACGUGUGUUUUGGACAGGGUCAUGCAAACUAUAUCAAAUAGGGAUUUGUAGUCCAGUGGCAGAAUGCUUGCCUGGCAUGUGUGAGGCCCUGGGUUUAUCCUCAGCACUGAAGGAAAAACAAAAAACCAAAACAGCAAGCAUCAUCUCAGAAUCACUUUGGUGUAGUUCCUACCCUUUUCCUUUGAAACAAAGACAUUCUCUUCAAGCAUCUCACCAUUCCACAGCAAACUUCGGGGCAGAGAAUCUGUGAGUCUCAUUCUGCAGGUCCAAGCGAAGCGACCCCUGGCACCAAGGUACAGCAAGUAACCACAUCCCAGUGCUUCAGAAGCAUCUUUUCCUUCUUCCCUGUCUAUCCAUUCAUCCAUCUGUUUGUCUCUGUUCUCCUGGAGACACCUUCCUGUCCCUGUCAUACAGAUGAGGAAAAACCAAGAGCUGAAAAGACGAGCUAGGUCUGACACCUUCUCCACAUUCUUGGUCCCUCCUUUGCCUCUGCCCCACCUCAGCCUGGGAUCGUACUCCACGUGGCAUUACCCUUGGGGCUCUGUGUCCCUUACACAAGAGGGCCCCAAUCAGGUGUUUCCUUCCAGGGCCACCCAAGAUUGCCACUAGAACAGGGAUUACUAUCCUCAGUAUUGUAAAAUGAAAUGAAAAAAUAAAAUUCUAAAAUAAAA